Messenger RNA from Arabidopsis thaliana (thale cress), 552 nucleotides. Its product is annotated as Ovate family protein. The transcript has a single exon. The coding region runs from base 1 to 552 and encodes 183 amino acids. The record is from RefSeq and is marked reviewed. Gene Ontology annotation, biological process: negative regulation of DNA-templated transcription; DNA-templated transcription. Gene Ontology annotation, cellular component: nucleus. NCBI's taxonomy places the organism in Eukaryota, Viridiplantae, Streptophyta, Magnoliopsida, Brassicales, Brassicaceae.
AUGACGACAGGCAAAAGCAAGAAGAAGAAGAUGGUCCUUAAGGCAGUCUCUGUCGUAGACAUCGGCUGUGGCAACUGUAAGUUCCCAAGCUUGUCUUCUUUUUUCAACCCUUCCCCCAAAAAGCCCCGCCUCUACUCCUCUAAUUACGGCCACUGCCACUCCUCCACCCCCACCACGGCCUCCUCUUCCUCCGCCGUUCCCUCCACCUCCCACUGGUUCUCUGACACCUCUUCCUCCUCGGCAACACCCUCCGCCGCCGCUGUCGCCGUCGAGAAAGACUCAGACGAUCCUUACCUAGAUUUCCGACAGUCCAUGCUUCAGAUGAUUCUCGAGAACGAGAUUUACUCCAAAAACGAUCUCAGAGAGCUUCUCCACUGCUUCCUCUCCCUUAACGAGCCAUACCACCACGGCAUCAUCAUCCGCGCUUUCUCCGAAAUCUGGGACGGAGUUUUCUCCGCUGCCAAACGCCGUGGAGACGUCCAAGAGUCUCCACUCGUCCACCGUCAUGGCUCACGUGCGUCACACCGUAACCACUACCACCGCUCGAAGUAA